Messenger RNA from Helianthus annuus (common sunflower), 837 nucleotides. Its product is annotated as protein FAR-RED IMPAIRED RESPONSE 1-like. The transcript is spliced from 3 exons. NCBI's taxonomy places the organism in Eukaryota, Viridiplantae, Streptophyta, Magnoliopsida, Asterales, Asteraceae. The coding region runs from base 1 to 837 and encodes 278 amino acids. The record is from RefSeq and is a predicted model, not a curated record. Gene Ontology annotation, biological process: regulation of DNA-templated transcription.
AUGAUGUUCGUACCUUUUACCGGUGUUGACAAUCACUAUCGUAAUGUUACCUUGGGUGCUGCUAUAAUCGGUAAUGAAACUGCCGAAACAUAUAGCUGGUUGCUUAACGCAUUUCGGCAGGCAUUUGGGCGCGCACCACCUGUAAUUGUAACUGAUCAAGACCCAACGAUGAGGAAAGCUAUUCAAGAUACUUGGCCUGAAAGUAGGCACGGGCUUUGCAUGUGGCAUAUAAUAGACAAACUUACUACCAAGGUUGGCGCCAACCUAUGCAAUAGCACUGAUUUUAAGAAGAGGUUGUGUGAUAUUGUUUGGACUGAUGCAUUACUACCCGAACAGUUUGAAACCGAAUGGGGUGUUAUAUUGACUGAUUUUAAUUUGGUGAAUCAUGAAUGGUUACAGUCUAUUUACGAGAUUAGGGAUACAUGGAUCCCUACGUACUAUCGUGAUGAACACAUGUCUGGGCUGAUGCGUACUUCGUCACGUUCGGAGAGUGAGAACCAUUUCUUUGGGCAGUUUUGCAACCCGAACUGUACGCUUGUUGAAUUCUUGGGCCAUUUUGACUUUGCAAUUGAAGCCCAAAGAUACGAGCACAGGAAGAAUGAUCACGAUACUAGGCACACGAACCCCCAAAUAUUUGCAAAAGAGUUUGUCUUAGAACAACAAGCAGCAAACAUUUUCACACGAACAAUUUUCUUCGAUGCACAACUUGAAAUUCAGACAGCCAUUCACAAGUGUGGUAUUGGAAAAUGGGAUGAAAUGGAGGAUAACUUUGUGAACUUCUCUGUGAAGGACUUUUCUCAAACGUGUACUACAUUUUUUCAGGUUAUGAUGCGCUAG